AUGGUUGGUGUAAUAUAUGAACAGAUAUCGAAAGCGACGAUGUCUUGGGACGAUGGUACGCACGCGAAGGUGAAGAAAGUUCAUAUUACGUACGAUGACGUCAUCUACUCAGUCCAGGUCACCUACGGAACCGCACUUCAAGUUCAAACCCCGCGUCGCGGCUCUGUGGGGCCCAUGUCUGCCGAGUUCACUUUGGAAUCGGACGAAUACAUAACGGCUCUUUCUGGUUACGCCUUGAGCACGCAAGACGUUGUAACGUCGUUGACUUUCACAACGAACAAGAAGACUUAUGGACCUUAUGGAAACAAAUUUGGCUAUCAGAUUUCUGUUCUUGAGAAGACCGGAAAACAGAUCGCCGGUUUUCGCGGUAAGAAAGGCAAAAUUCUCAACUCCGUCGACGUUCACUACGCUCCCAUACCCACCGGAACCAGCGGUUUAGAGACCAGUUCAGGGGCUCAAAAAUUGCAUGUAGGAGGUCUAGCAGGUGGAACGGCAUGGGACGAUGGAUCUGAUCACGAUGGUGUGACAAAUAUAUACGUAGGAUGGAACUUGGAUGGCAUUCAAUACGUAAUGUUCGGCUAUGUGAAAGAUGGACAGCCAAAACAAGGUGGCCACCACGGUAGUACUAACGGUUACAAGGGAGAGAUUGUUAUUAACGAUCCAGGAGAGCAUCUGGUUUCAGUCGAGGGUUGGUAUGAUUCUACCAAUUUCAUCUUGGGAAUCCAGUUCAAAACUAACGGCCACAAGAUUUAUGAUUCCAUGGGCUUUAAAUUCAAUGGCGAUACUGAUACUAAAUUUACUCUCCAAGUUCAAGACAAGAAGAUCAUCGGGAUCCACGGUUUCGCGAGCGACCACCUCAAUUCCAUUGGAGCUUAUUUCGUUCCCUUACCUUCCACCACCACCCUUCCUAUCGUUCCCCCGGAGAAGGUUGGAGCUGUGUGGGACGAUGGUGCUUACGGAAAAGUUAAAAAGGUCUUUAUAGGACUAGGCCAAGAUGGUAUAACAUCUGUUAAGUUUGAAUACAAAAAUGGUUCUAAAGUGGUCAAAGGAGUUGAACAUGGGACACCAACAUUGCUUGGAUUCGAGAAGUUCACUUUGCAAUUGGGGUCAGACGAGUACAUAACGGCUUAUUCUGCUUACGUCGAAAAGCUGGCCACGCAAAAUGUUGUAACGUCGUUGACUUUUACAACGAACAAGAAGAAUUAUGGACCUUACGGAAACAAAUCUGGUUUCGAGAUUUUUGUUCCUGAGGAAACCGGAAAACAGAUAGCCGGUUUUCAUGGUAUCAGCGGAAAUGUUCUCAACACUCUAGGCGGUUACUACGCUCCCAUUCCCAUGCCCCCCACUAAAAAAUUGGAUGCAGAAGGUGGCACAGGUGGGACGGCAUGGGACGACGGAUCCGAUCACGAUGGGGUGACAAAAAUAUACGUACGAACCGGUGCGGCAGGGGUUCAAUACGUUAAGUUCGACUAUGUGAAAGAUGGACAACCGAAACAAGAAACCCGCCACGGUGUGGACGGUAGUAGAGGUUUAACACGAGAGAUUGUGAUUAACUAUCCGGACGAGCAUCUGGUUUCAGUCGAGGGUUGGUAUGAUUCCUCCAAUAUCAUCUUGGGAAUCCAGUUUAAAACUAACAAGAAGACUUCUGAUUACCUCGGCUUUGAGUCCGAUGGUACUGGUACUGAAUUUACUCUCCAAGUUCAAAACAAAAUCAUCGGGUUUCACGGUUUCUCCAGCAACCACCUCCAUUCCAUUGGAGCUUAUUUCGUUCCGUUACCCUCCACCACCAGCCUUCCUAUUGUUCCCUCGAAGAAGCUUGGAGCUGUGUGGGACGAUCAUACUCACGACAAAGUGAAAAAGGUCUUUGUAGGACUAGGCCAAGAUGGUAUAGCAUCUGUCAAGUUUGUAUACAUAGAUGGUUCUUACAGGGUGUAUGGAGUUGAACGUGGGAAACCAACAUUGCUUGGAUUCGAGGAGUUCACUUUGGGAUCAUACGAGUACAUAACGGCUCUUUCUGCUUACACCAAAACGCUGAGCACCCAAGAUGUUGUAACGUCGUUGACUUUCACAACGAACAAGAAGACUUAUGGACCUUACGGAAAUAAAUCUGGUUUACUGUUUUCUUUUCCGGAGGAGACCGGAAAACAGAUCGCCGGUUUUCAUGGUACGAGCGACAGUGUUCUCAACUCCAUCGAGGUUCACUACGCUCCCAUACCCGCCGUUCAAAAAUUGGAUGCACAAGGUAGCACUGGUGGAACGGAAUGGGACGAUGGAUCUGAUCACGACGGCGUGACAAAUAUAUGCUUAGGAUUCAACUGGCUUGGCAUUCGACAAGUAAUGUUCAGUUAUGUGAAAGAUGAAGAAACGAAACAAGGUAGCCAACACGGUUUGAAAGAUCGUAGAGGUCAGACCAUAGAUAUUGUGAUUAACCAUCCGGACGAGUAUCUGGUUUCAGUCGAGGGUUGGUAUGAUUCCUCCAAUACCAUCAUGGGAAUCAAGUUCGAAACUAACCAAAAGAUUCAUGAUUACAUGGGCUUAAUGAAUGCUAGUGGUACUAAAUUUAGUCUCCAAGUUCAAGACAAGAAGAUCGUAGGGUUUCACGGCUUUAGCACAGCCUUUCUGCAUUCCGUUGGAGCUUAUUUCGCUCCGUUAUCCUCCACCACGACCACUCCUAUAGUUACCCCGAAGGAGCUUGAAGCUAAGGGUGGUGAGUCUGAGUCGUAAAUUUGGAGCCCAUGUCUUUCCUAUCAACAUGCGAUCGUGGAGAUUUGAAUUUGUCAGACUUAAGUGGUCUCUCUCUAUUGAUGGUAUUUGAUCUUUUGAA
Raphanus sativus (radish) is the source of this 2824-nucleotide messenger RNA. RefSeq names its product jacalin-related lectin 34-like. The record is from RefSeq and is a predicted model, not a curated record. The transcript is spliced from 7 exons. Lineage: Eukaryota; Viridiplantae; Streptophyta; Magnoliopsida; Brassicales; Brassicaceae. Bases 1 to 2724 code for a protein of 907 amino acids. Gene Ontology annotation, molecular function: carbohydrate binding.